Molecule: messenger RNA, 639 nt
Organism: Aptenodytes forsteri (emperor penguin)
Lineage: Eukaryota; Metazoa; Chordata; Aves; Sphenisciformes; Spheniscidae
Gene: ATRAID
Product: all-trans retinoic acid induced differentiation factor
Exons: 5
Biological process (GO): positive regulation of osteoblast differentiation
Cellular component (GO): intracellular membrane-bounded organelle
Source: RefSeq, a predicted model, not a curated record
AUGGAGCAGAUCCUCCUGGAAGCUCUGUCAAGGCGUAUGGAUGGCAGGGAGGUGAUGCGGGAGAGCCAGCAUGGCUUCACCAAGGGCAAAUCGUGCCUGACCAAGCUGGUGGCCUUCUGCGAUGGAGGGACCAUGCUGGUGGAUAAGGGAAGAGCAGCUGAUGUCAUCUGUCUUGACUGCUGUAAGGCUUUUGACACGGUCUCACACAACGUCCUUGUCACUAAAUUGGAGAGAGAUGGGGACCUGACGGAGAACCCCCUGACAACCCUCCCCAACAGCUCCUUCCUGGGCUUCACCCACCUGCAGCACCUCGCGGUGCCGCUGGCGCUGGAGUGCCCGGGCGGGAGCAGCGCCUGGGAGGAGGUGACGACGCAUGGGAGCAGCCGGCUCUGCCAGGGCCAGAGGAACCCCUGCAACGGCUCCGGGGAGCUCGCCUGGCUGUGCCCUGAGAACGCUGCCUGUGCCCCGGACGGCCCCGGCCUUGUCCAGUGCCUCUGAAACAGCCCCUUCCACGGCUACAAGUGCCUGCGCGAGGGCACAUUCCCCGUGCUGCUCUUCUGCGGGAUCCUGGGAGCCGUCACCCUGGCCCUGUCUCUCCUGCUGUGGGGCACCCAGCGCAGGAAAGCCAAGACCCCCUGA